AUGGAUAGUGAGAGCCCUGCUUCGGAAGGCAUGGAACCCGAAUACAAAGUCGUCGUCCUAGGAGAUGGUGCGGUUGGCAAGACGUCACUCAUUAGGCGAUACUGCGAACAGGGCUUUGACCAAAGCUACAAGCAAACCAUAGGCCUUGACUUUUACUCGAAGAAGGUGGAGAUACCCGGAGGGCGGUCCGUCGGACUGCAGAUUUGGGAUAUUGGUGGACAGCAGAUUGGGGGAAGUAUGCUUGCAAACUACUUGCAUGGCGCCGAUGCCGUCUGUUUUGUGUACGACGUGACGAAUCCCGUCUCCUUCAAGAAUGUUGAGGAAUGGCACCAGUGCGUCCUUGCAUUAAUGUUAAAAGAAAAGGAGCUAAAGCCGAUGAUGGUGCUUGCUGGAAACAAGACGGACUUGCCAAACCGACAAAUCUCGGCGGAGACGCAUGGACGGGCAGCAGAUGCGUACAAUAUGCAUCCUCUUCUCAUCUCUGCACGCUCGGGGGAUAGGAUCAAUUCUCUUUUCAUGAUGCUUGCUGCCAUGCUUGCUGGCGUUAGCCUAUCACCACAGGAACUUGACAUAGCAAAUCGUAUGGUUGUCAGCAUAGACUCGCAGCCGGAGGAGCAGUCACCAGCCUUGUGUGCCUAUGAAACGGUUGUAAUGAAGAAAAAGGACGCUGAUAAAUGCGUCUUAAUGUAG
Trypanosoma rangeli is the source of this 690-nucleotide messenger RNA. RefSeq names its product small GTP-binding protein Rab28. NCBI's taxonomy places the organism in Eukaryota, Euglenozoa, Kinetoplastea, Trypanosomatida, Trypanosomatidae. The transcript has a single exon. The record is from RefSeq and is a predicted model, not a curated record. Gene Ontology annotation, molecular function: GTP binding; GTPase activity. The coding region runs from base 1 to 690 and encodes 229 amino acids.